Molecule: messenger RNA, 501 nt
Organism: Cylindrotheca closterium
Lineage: Eukaryota; Bacillariophyta; Bacillariophyceae; Bacillariales; Bacillariaceae
Source: the annotation of a GenBank genome assembly
AUGCAGUUUAUUCAAAGCCGCAGAAUCGAAAGAGAUCUGUUUGGUUUGCUCAAUCAAGUCAUCAUGGACAGUGGUUGCACAAACACCACCAUUUGUAAUGGUGAACUCAUGCAUGGACUACGUCAAGCUGAGAAAGAGCUCGAUAUGCACACUAACAUGGGCAGCAAAGUUCUCAAUGAAGAAGGGUUUCUAGGAAGAUUUCCGCCUCCAGUCUAUUAUGAUGAAGACGGAAUUGCCAAUGUACUUGCUAUGCGCGAGAUGAUUGCUGCGGGAUACCGCAUUGCCAUGGAUACUGAUGUUGACAAUGGCUUUGUUGUGCAUCUUGAUGGAGACAGACAGGAGCAACUUGUAGCGAAUGUCGAACCAGGUGCCAAAGAGACAAGUGCAAUGUAUUGUCGCCAGUUAAGCCACAUAAAUAAACAACCCCAUUUUGAACUUUCUUCAAACAAACAGAAUGGAUAUGCUGGACUCAGUAUGACCUCGAAGGUGGCAAUUGUUUGA